UCUAGACGACCUUGGUUGGCUCGUAUGAGCUGCUGGCUCGUGGCGUUUUGAGCCCCUUGCUCGGCAUUCGGCGCUCGAGCUCGUGCUCUCGCUCGCUCUUCUGACACAGGCUCUCACGGGGCGGGGCCAAAGAUGGAGCUUGCAGCUCUGCCGCCUCGGCCGCCCGCCAGACCGGCAAUCCCGUUGCGUGACCUACUCAACCCUCCUCGUCACCAAUAGCAAAGCGACUCUUGUUUCGUCAUCCUCUCAUCCUCCUUUCUCACCGUCGAAUCAGGCACCAGCCCCCGCAGCUUCCGACGCCCGCCGAGUUGACGCCAAGAAACAUUGCGGUACCUUUGCUCUCUCGUCACCCCGACGCUGCCCUCUCUACGCAUCCCGCUAUCAGCAUGGCCUUCCUCCUUCCCUCCUCGCUCGUCGUCCUAUCAUAGGCUAGGCAAAGGCUCCGUCCUUUGCUUCGCAUCCUGCCAUUCGCGAUAUGGCAGCUACUAUGGCUGAUAGACCCAAGAGGGGCCUGCCAGGCGGCGGCUGGCUGAGCAUGGCCCCUUCGGAUGAGGCGCAGUCUCAGCCGGCAGCCUCAUCCUCGUCAUCGACGUCGUCUCCUCGCCGAUCCAGCAUACCCAAGCGUGCCACCUUCCAAGUUGGCGCUGACACCUCAACCAUCAAUACUCCAGUCACACCAGCAUCCCCCUCCUCGAGCACAGCCCUGACCCCAGCCUUCGAUGUACGAGCCAGCUUUGCGCCCCUCGUCUUUAAGCGGACAGCGCAGACAGCUUUACCUCGCGGUGAGCAACCCGUAGCUGCAGACUCCUCUUCUACAGCUGCUACCUCAUCCUCGCUCAUGGACAUCGACGACGAUGGGCAAGGCAUCGAAUUUGCCGGCCGCAAGUGGAAGGGCAAGACGGCUCACGCUGUAGAGCAGGAGAUGGAAAAAGCGGGCGACGUCUCGGUCAUGAGCUAUGCGCCGGAUGCAGUUUAUCUAGCCAGUCGACUGCAUGGACUGCAGAGGAACUUGGAAGCCGGAGGAGACGAAGCCAGAGGGAGACGAUGGCUCGACUUUGGCGAUGACGACCACGAGGAUGCCGCUCCAGGCCUCGAAGCCCCCCUCGCCUCCUCGAGCCCGGUCACUACGCAGACAGACUCCUCGCGCAUCCCCGCCACCCUUCCACCGCACAUCACAGACUACCUGCGCCCGCCUACCGUAGUAGAACAGCCCGCCUCACCACCCCGCCUCUCGGCGGCGGCCAAGGCUGCCGCGCUGGACUCACGGGUCGAGAUCCGCUUGCUACGACGCUCGGACCUCGAGCAGGUGCGCGACCUGCACUGCUUCCAUGGAGAUAGCGACAAGGUCGAGGCGGACCAUUACGCCACCUCUGCGGCUUUCCUGCUGCGCUUGCUUGUGGAUGAGCAGCACGUCUGUAUCGUUGCCGUUGCAAAGCCGCUGCCAGAGCCAGAGGCGCCUCUUUCUUCGUUGGUGGCUCAGGCGCAGGCGAAUCUGAUCCCGCGAUGUCCUCCGCCUAGCAUGGAUAUGCCGCCGAGCUCGGCGCCGUACGUCUUUGCCGGACAGGGCAUCACCUCGACUUCUCCCUUGCUCAAGCCGGUGGAUGCGGAUAGGAGGCGUCGUGGUGGUCGCCAAUCGUCAAGAGCACCGUCGAGUCUGCUCGGUAGAGUGCCACCUGUGCUGGGCUCGAUGGAAGAACAGAGCGACGAUGAGCAAGAUGAUGGGAGCGAUGCCGGCUCGACCGAAGUGGACAUGGACGACUCGUCGGAGCGCUCAUCGUCAUCACCGCCGCAGAGCGCGGCCCCUACCUCUCUGUUCUCGACUUCACCCCGAGACGCUUUGCGGGAGCAGGCAGCACGCACGGCCACGUCGACCAGCAGUGGCCCCUCCUUGUCCUCUCCUUCAGGUAUGGCCCCCAAGCGCGACUACACGGCUGCGACCGCCACGCCCGCGUCAGUCCCUUAUCACGAUAUGGUGCUCGCAGGCCCAACGAACGAGGUGGCUCCUCCGCGUGCGCUGCGUGUCAUGGUUCCGCCAGCGCCCGGCGCCAACCUCGAGUCAGAGACUAUUCUCGGCGUGGCAUCGGCCUCGAUCAAUAUUCGUCCAGCCACCGAGUCGCUUUGGGGCGAUGCGGAUCCCACCAGUAAGCCACGCAAGGAGAUUCAUCUCCUCACGCUCUCGGUCAACAAGGCAGAGAGAGGCAUCGGUCUCGGUGGUCGUCUACUCGACCAAGUCAUCGAAGAAGCGCAACGACGUAAUGUCCGCUCCGCAUAUCGCGCCGUUCUAGGCCGUACAUACGGUGAAGUCUUCGCGGGCGGCAAGCAGCUGGAUCGCACGCGCAUAUUCUUGGAGGUCCACCCGGACUCCAGUCACGCAUUGGCGCUCUAUCGAAGUAGAGGGUUCAAGCAGGUCGGCGAUAGGCUGAAGGGAUACUUCAGAGGGGACGUGAGGAUUCCGACGGGCGUGAGGAGCCUUCCAGGAGGCAGCGAUGCGCUGCUGCUUGAGAGGAGCGAGGAGCCCGAUAGAUUAGGCGCAGGUGUGACGGCGGGGACGUGAGCAGCAGUGACGGUUGGACUCGUUCUAAGGGCAGAAGGGGCAGUGCCAAU
Jaminaea rosea is the source of this 2604-nucleotide messenger RNA. RefSeq lists its product as hypothetical. Gene Ontology annotation, molecular function: acyltransferase activity, transferring groups other than amino-acyl groups. Bases 476 to 2554 code for a protein of 692 amino acids. The record is from RefSeq and is a predicted model, not a curated record. Lineage: Eukaryota; Fungi; Basidiomycota; Exobasidiomycetes; Microstromatales. The transcript has a single exon.